AUUUUGAUAUUGGGAAAAAAAAAUCAAAAUCCUUAUCUCCUCCACAGCACAUACAAACCUCUCACAGCUUCUUCUGCAACUCUCUCCACCAAUUACUUUACUUGGCCAAGAAAUUAAUUUCAUAUCAUACAAACAAUCAUCACUCCAUUAAUUCUCGCUCUCUCUUCAUUUCGACUUGUUGAAACUUUCUUGUUAUUCCUAGACAGUCUUUCUCAUAUAUGGCCUAACUUUUGGUGAAGGGUUCUGGAGGUUUUACCACAAAUAAGCUGUUUCUGCUUUCUGGGAAAGCUUGCUGCUUGGAUGACCUCAGGCAUCUUCUGGCAGUUUUACAAGUGUUCUCGGUUGUGGGUAGUUUUUGUUUUGGUAAAGUAAAGAGUUGUGGGUUUUGUUGAAUCUUCAAGGAAAGAUCUCUCAGUGUCUCUCUGAGUGAGAAACAUAUAAGUUUGUGAGGUGGGUUUUUUUUUUCUCUGGAAGUAACAGAUCAAGCUUGAGCAGAAAGAAAGAGAUCAAGAGGAAGAUGAAAAUUCAGUGUGAUGUGUGCGAGAAGGCUCCGGCGACGGUGAUUUGUUGCGCCGACGAGGCAGCUCUGUGCGCCAAAUGUGAUGUUGAAGUGCACGCAGCAAAUAAGCUUGCAAGCAAGCACCAGAGGCUUCUUCUAAAUUGCCUCUCCAACAAGCUCCCUAGAUGUGACAUAUGCCAAGAUAAGGCAGCUUUUAUAUUCUGCGUUGAAGACAGAGCCCUCUUUUGUCAGGAUUGUGAUGAACCAAUUCAUUCAGCCAAUAGCCUCUCUGCAAACCACCAGAGGUUCCUUGCCACUGGAAUCCGAGUGGCAUUGAGCUCCAGUUGUACUAAGGAAGCUGAAACAAGUAGCUUGGAGCCACCCGAGCGUAGCACACAGCAGAUUUCAACAAAAAUUUCAGCACCACAGGCUUCCGGCAUCUCGUCACCUUGGGGCGUCGAUGACUUACUUCAAUUAUCAGAUUUUGAAUCUUCUGACAAGAAAGAGUCACUUGAGUUUGGAGAGCUUGAAUGGAUAGCAGAUAUGGGUCUUUUUGGUGAGCAGUUUCCUCAGGAGGCCGUGGCAGCAGCUGAAGUUCCUCAGCUUCCAGCAUCACAGCCAAGCAAUUUUGCCUCAUAUAGACCCCCAAAAUCGAACGGCCCAUACAAGAAGCCUAGGAUUGAAAUCUCAGAUGAUGAUGAGCAUUUUACCGUUCCUGAUCUUGGCAUAUUUUAGGCACGUAUCAACUUGAUGGUAUUAGUUGAUAGGUUGAAUUAUAUAUCUUCAUACUAAGUACAUAUCCGUAUGUAUUUACGUAGGUAUCUAAGAAUGUAUAAUGCAUUUUGGGAGAUUUGCUUUUUUCUGUUGUCUUUUUCAUUUGACCCAUAAAAUAAACAUAUGUAAUUUUGCCUCCUUGGCUACAAGACCAUAUGGCACAAAUAUAAUACCAAGUGACAGCAGUAGUUGGUGUUUAUGAGCCA
Messenger RNA from Prunus mume (Japanese apricot), 1479 nucleotides. Its product is annotated as B-box zinc finger protein 24-like. The record is from RefSeq and is a predicted model, not a curated record. Gene Ontology annotation, biological process: regulation of DNA-templated transcription; photomorphogenesis. Gene Ontology annotation, cellular component: nucleus. NCBI's taxonomy places the organism in Eukaryota, Viridiplantae, Streptophyta, Magnoliopsida, Rosales, Rosaceae. Gene Ontology annotation, molecular function: zinc ion binding.